AUGUCUUUACCAGAGUAUCAACUGCAGAACACCCAAGCCCUUUACAACUUCAAAUGCUACAUGUACAAAGAGACCUUCCCCUGCGUGAUGCCUCUACUUGGAAAUCUCACAGGUGUAAUUGACACCUUGCACUUCAUUGGGUAUGUUGCGGUCGGCCAGCAUCCAGUGUUGUGUCCAUUGUAUUGUUCUCCGCUGGGUCUUGAGAACAUACAACAGCACAUCAGACUCUCCGCAUAUUUAGAGACCGGACACAUCCAUGCUCCUGCACUCGAGGUAGAAUGCACUGAGGUACCACUCUACACCAUAGAUAGGCACAUCUCCCUUGCAUCAUUGGAUCUGCCCACUAAGCGGACCAGGCAGGGCCAAGACAAAAAAAUUCACAUCGUUUACGAUGGCAUUGUUGAUCUAGCAAACUUUCGAACCAUUGUUCAUUGGGCGGAUUAUCCAUUAGGGUACAACAUGCCCAUCUUCAAUUUUGAUGGCAUUCCCGAUGUGUUGGAAGUCCAUUCAACUGUAUUGGUGAAUGACCAUUCAUUCUUUAAUGGUUUGCCUUUAUCAGAUGUCAAUAUGGCAUCAGAAGGGGAUGGUAGCUUCAGUGCUUACUCCCACCAUGGAGCACCUUAUCCCACCCACUCUGCCCCUUAUAUCGCCCACUCUGCGCCUCAUCCCACCCCAGCUGCAUCUCAGACACUUGUCGACGAUGCGCAUGACACCAGUGGCCAAGUUGUUCCCCAGCAGCCUGCUGUUAACUUGAAGCAGAUCAUGAUAGAAUACUCCAAGUGGAGAGUGGCAAUUUGCAUGGGGAACUCUGUUGUGAACCCUCAUGAGAUCACCACCAGUGAUGCUGAUGUGAAAGCUAACUUGAUCGCCACUCUGUUUUCCCAGAGUCUCAAACAUGCCAAUACACUUGAGCGCUGGAGUAAAUUCAGUUUGCCCAAGUGUUUAGCAGAUAAUUAUAAGGUUGUCGUUCAACAAUUGUGCAAAUGUUUCAACCCACCAACUUUCGACAUGGUGAAGAUUAUUUCAACUUUUUCUUCUACACCCAUAGGCCAUUUAACAAAUGUCUUUCUUGGGAUUGAACGCACCAAGGACGCCCUGGCAUCUUGGCUGGGGACACAUGGGCCCAACAUUCUUCCAGACUCCAUCUUUAUCAUAGCUUCUGUGCUGUUUGGAUUGGUCGACUCCCAUGACCUUAUGUCUCUUCUUGAAACAAUCCUCGGAGAAGUUGUGAAGCAAAUGCAGCUCCAGCAAGAGGAUAGUUGUAUACAAUUCCUUAAGCAAGGAGGGUGUUGUGUUAUGGAGGAGAUGAUGUAUCACGCUCAGAUGGAAAUAUCAUUAUAUAGUAAAGCUAUUGUGAACCUCUGCAAAGAGUUGGAUGCCAGAAAUCAGCCAGCAUUGGGGCGUCUUCACCCAAAUUUGGUACUAGCUUCAGUGAACACCAUUGGGUCUACGGAGGCAUCUUCUCAUACACUCAAUCUCCGUCCCUUUCAGCCUUUAAAUGAUAUUUAA
Suillus fuscotomentosus is the source of this 1509-nucleotide messenger RNA. RefSeq lists its product as uncharacterized. Lineage: Eukaryota; Fungi; Basidiomycota; Agaricomycetes; Boletales; Suillaceae. The coding region runs from base 1 to 1509 and encodes 502 amino acids. The transcript has 11 exons. The record is from RefSeq and is a predicted model, not a curated record.